AACUAUUUCCCUUCACAUUUGGGGAGAGAAACAAAGGCAAAUAAAUUCUAACCAGGAGGGCGCUUCUUUUUUUUUUUUUUAAUUAAUUAUAUUAUAUUUGUAGCCAACAAGGAGGAGGGUUUGCUUGCACGUUAACAAGAAUAGAAAAGCCUCUCAUUUCGCCUGCCCUGUUUCACUCCUCUUUGAGUCUUAACUAAACAAAAGCACCCUCAGGCCACAGCUGUCUUCUUCUCCUCUAGCAUUUUUUCCUUCUUGUUCUUGUUUUUCUAAAUGGCAGAAGAGAAGAAGGCCCAAGCUGCUGGCAUUUGGCCAAAGGUUAAACCUUUUGUCAAUGGUGGUGCCUCUGGAAUGCUGGCCACCUGUGUCAUCCAACCCAUCGACAUGAUCAAGGUGAGAAUCCAAUUGGGUCAGGGAUCGGCAGCAACUGUCACCAAAAACAUGCUUAGAGAGGAGGGCGUUGGUGCCUUUUACAAGGGGCUAUCAGCUGGACUGCUCAGGCAAGCUACAUACACUACUGCUCGACUGGGAUCAUUCAAAAUGUUGACAAACAAAGCAAUUGAAGCCAAUGAUGGGAAGCCCUUACCUCUAUAUCAGAAGGCUGUAUGUGGUCUGACUGCUGGUGCUAUUGGAGCUUGUGUUGGCAGCCCAGCUGAUUUGGCACUUAUCCGGAUGCAGGCUGAUGCCACUUUGCCUGCUGCUCAGCGCAGAAAUUACUCAAAUGCAUUCCAUGCUCUCUAUCGUAUUGUUGCAGAUGAAGGGGUUUUGGCACUUUGGAAAGGUGCAGGCCCUACUGUAGUCAGAGCCAUGGCUUUGAACAUGGGAAUGCUUGCAUCUUAUGAUCAAAGUGUUGAAUUUUUCAAAGAUUCCCUUGGCUUAGGAGAAGCUGCUACAGUGCUAGGUGCAAGUACCGUUUCAGGGUUCUUUGCUUCAGCUUGCAGUUUACCUUUUGAUUAUGUCAAAACACAAAUUCAGAAAAUGCAACCUGAUGCUGAGGGAAAGUAUCCAUACAGUGGCUCUUUGGAUUGUGCUAUGAAAACCCUCAAAUCUGGAGGACUAUUCAAAUUUUACACAGGAUUCCCUGUAUAUUGUGUUAGAAUUGCUCCACAUGUCAUGAUGACUUGGAUAUUCCUCAACCAGAUUCAGAAGGCACAGAAAAAAAUAGGGUUGUAGAGUUCUCAGAGAUGGGGAUUAAUGUUGUAGCCCCUGUAUCUAAUAAAAUCUUUUUAUUUUUGGCUUUGGUGUGUUCUUUCUGCUGAUCUGGAAAAUUCACACACCCUCAAAGCCGAACCAUUUGGUUUACAAUUUUUCAAGUGCAUUUUUGAAGUAGGAUCUUCAAAGUUGUCUUAUUUUCUGCCACUAAAUUUUAGGGUGUGACUGAUACAGGAAUUUAGAAGUACCAUUCGAAUCUUGAGACUGAGAGUUACUGAUUUCAAAAGUUCACAAGGAACUUAUACUUUUUAAGCAAAAUAAAUGUACUCUAUGAACUGGUAUUUGGGAAUUUGGUAUGAUAACCAAGUUCAAGGCUUUGAAUCUUUAUAUUUCACAUUUCCAUUUCUUAUUUUCUUGAACAGUCGAGGUUCUUGACGAAUGUUGGUAUCUUGCAGUAUUAUAGCUGACCUUUAAUUAUCAUUCUCUAGUUGUGCAUUCGGUCAGGAUCCUGUGUGGUUUUGUAUUAUUAUUAUUUGGGGAGUAUGGAUUUAAAUCCUUGUUCUCUCAUUGCCCUUGGUUGCUACUAGUUUUUCGUAGUAGGAAUUAGGAAGUGCCUCCAAUAUCUUGUUGUCACUGUUUCAUGAACCUAUUUGAAUGUCCAAACCAACCAUUUCAA
This is a messenger RNA of Durio zibethinus, 1825 nucleotides long. Its product is annotated as Mitochondrial substrate carrier family protein. Lineage: Eukaryota; Viridiplantae; Streptophyta; Magnoliopsida; Malvales; Malvaceae. The record is from RefSeq and is a predicted model, not a curated record. Gene Ontology annotation, biological process: transmembrane transport.